Limulus polyphemus (Atlantic horseshoe crab) is the source of this 6395-nucleotide messenger RNA. RefSeq lists its product as uncharacterized. The transcript is spliced from 9 exons. Lineage: Eukaryota; Metazoa; Arthropoda; Merostomata; Xiphosura; Limulidae. The record is from RefSeq and is a predicted model, not a curated record. Bases 1 to 2895 code for a protein of 964 amino acids. Gene Ontology annotation, molecular function: protein binding.
AUGAGGAUGUGUUCAGAUCAGGGAUUUAGUAUUUCCAAGAAGGAGAUAUCCUCUGAAUUUAAUAGAAUUGUAAAACAAAGGAAUAUGGAUCAACUUGGGAAAUCGGAAACAUCCAAAAAGAGAUACCAAAGCCAUGCUUUAAACAAAGUGAGUGUUGUUGUACAGCCAUACACUGAGAGCAGUCUGAUUGUAAAAUGGACUUUAAGUUGUGAAGCUCAGAAAAAAGUAAUUAAUAGCUAUAUUGUGUACUACUGUAAGUCAACACCAAAUCACAUUUGUCUCGAAUCUCAUAAAUCAGUGAAAGUAAACAAUCCUUAUGCUGAAGAAAUGAUCCUAAGUGGUGGUCUACAGCCAUUCACAACUUACUCUAUCAAAGUUCAAACAGAAACUUUGUAUGGCUUCUUAAGUGAAUUCAGUUAUACAGAACUUGCUACUACCAAAAUGGGAACACCAACUAAACCUUUAAAUCUUAAAGGGACAACAAAUUCCACAGCUAUAAGUCUCGAGUGGGAAAGACCAGAACGACCAAAUGGCAUCUUAGACCAUUACAUUGUAUGGUUUAAUGAACAUACCAAAAAGGUUGAUCACUGUAUGGAAAGUCAAUACUGUUCUAUUGUUCUAGAUGAAAAUAUAAAGAGUUUUACCAAUUAUUCAGUUAGUGUCCAGGCUUGUAAUAAAAACUCGUGUUCCAAGAAGUCCAGCAUCUUCUAUGCUAUGGUUGGAAUAAGAGCACCUGGAGUAAUGACUGAACCAGUAAUAGAAAUUUUGAACACAUCAGCUGUGCGUUUGCAUUGGGUCCCUCCAGAUGAACCUAAUGGUCCAAUUGAUCUGUAUAUGUUACAUGUUAACACAGGAAAUACCACAGAUAUUGGAAAGAAAGUGUAUAGUAUCUCAAAUAUUUCUGGUUCUGAGACUUUUACCUACUUUUGGCCAGAUUGUGCAGAAUCUGACAGUAGUAAAGUAUUUUCUUUCAAAAUUCAAGCAGUCAACAUUAAAAACCAGAGCCUACUUAAGAGCCCCCUCAGCAAUCAAACAGAAACCCGACUGUGUGGACCAGAAGGGCCUGAAGCAAUAUUGGUAAUUGGUAUAGUAGGUGGUAGCUGUCUUGGCCUUAUUAUGUUGGUGUUUGUUUUAUACGCUUUAGUGAGAUGGAUGAAGAAGAAGGUUGACUGGAUGAACAAGAUAAAGGUCCAAUUACCUAGUGGACUGGAUGCACCACACUCGCAUACAUUUAGUGACUGUCAGAAGUUUAAAAAAGGCCUGAUUAGAAAUGAUAGUUAUCCUAAUAAGAGUCCUACGUUUGACCAUCUCAGUUCAUUUUCUGAUAUAGCUGGUUUUACAGAGAGACAAGGGUCACUCAAUUCACACUGUAGCAGUUCUUCGACUGAUGAGCUUCUACAGAAGAAGUCAAGGCUCUGUGACACACACAGAAAAAAACACAAAAACAGGACCGACUUGACUUUGCAAGAUGAUCAUGAGAGUAUUAACCACACUCAUCUCUCAACGGAUUCUGGAACAGAAAUUGAUAUCCUGCCACCCAUGUCUCUUGGAGGAGAUCAUUCUGAAGGAACUGAUCAGAUGCUCUUGUCUUGUUCUCAACCGAGUCUCCCCGAUUUGGGAGAAAUUGAGGAUGCUGAUAGUAGGGAUUCAGGUUUGGAUCAUGAUCAUGUGGAUGAUAAAAGAAAGGGGUUCCAUCACUCACACAGUGAUGUUCAGCAUCCCUACAGCAGAUUCAGUCAAGAUACUGAGUACAUUUCAUUUCAAGAUCAAAACAGUAAUUUAACUUCAAGCCAUCAUCUUGCCAUUAGUGAGCCUUCUGUUCAUGGUGAGGAAGAAGAACUAGUUCAAAUUAUCCCUUAUUACUCAAGGUUUGAUUUAGCUAAGAGUGUUGGAAGUAUAAUUGAAGAGAACAGAAACCCACCAUUUAUCCUGGAUGAACAUCAGCCAGGAGCAGUAAGCUACUCUAAAUUUGGUGUAAUGCACCCUAUGAAUCAAGGCAGAGAAAGAAACCAAACAGCUAAUUUAAUUUCAGAUUAUUCUAGAUCUUUCCCUGUUUCCCAAAGAAAACCCUUGAGCUAUACAAGAAGUCCAAACCAACCUGUAUCUAAAGGCUAUGUUAGCAUGAACCAGGCUAAAAACUUCACAGUUCCAAAUGUUAUGGAACAACCUAAUAAGUCAGGUUUGUAUUUAAAGCUUGGAGUUGACCCAGAAGUUACAGAAUCUUUUCCUGCUUCAUCUGGUUAUGUUUGUGUACAGAAUAAUUUCAACUCACAAUCUCUACCAGAAAUAGACAAAAGUACCAGAUUUGGAUUGGAUGUGGUACUUGAAUUUGAUGAUAAGUCUCCAAAUCUAAAGACACCAGGGAAUGAUGAAAGUUUGCUCAAGCAAAGCACAGAUUGUCUUGACUGUGGAACAUCAGAAUCAUUCCCAUCAAAGAAUAAUAAUUGUGAUGAUAUAAAGUCACCUACUCCACUCUUGGAUGAAGCUAAUCUCAGUAGCAAAAAUAACAUUGAUCGACUAAAUGGUAUCUUUCCAGCUAAAGGAUAUAUACAGUGUAAUAUUCCUCAGUACAGUGGAGUAAAUGAACAUGUUGAAGAGUUGGAUUCAGGGACUCCAGAGUGGAUGAGAACACUUAAUGAACCAACUAAUACAGUUGGAGCUUCUAAUGUUCUGGAGAAAAACUCUGGCUAUGUUCCACACUUCCAUCCUAAUCAUUUAUCAAGUGAUGUGAUUCCCAAGAACUUCUCUGAUAAUUCCAGGAAUGGUGGAUAUGUACCUUGGGGUGAUUCUGUUCAAAAUAAGAAUAAGCAAGAGGAGAAAGAUAACAAUACAGAAUUAGUGGUUGGUGUGAAUGAAUCAAAAGAGACAACUACAUUUGGUGAUUUAGUGAUUUAAAAACAAUAUUUGAACUAAAAUAAUUUGAACAUUUUGUGAGCAUUUCUCGUACUUGAAUGCUUUAUUGUAUGAAAUAUUUGCAACAACUGCAUGGUUGUUGAAGUUGAAACCCUACAAACUGCCAGGAACCACAAAGAGUAAUAUUAAUGAUUGGUACAAACAGUUGAUGUAAUUAAGGAGUAAGAUAAAUUGUUCUCCAAGAUAUUGUGCUUUACUAGUAUGUUUCAACACUUCUAACUCUUAAGAUUUUGUAGAAAGGCAGAUUAAUGGCAACUUGUAGGUUGAGCAGAGAUAUAAUGUGUUUAAGCAUAAGGUAUUUUUAUAUGUGAAUGGUAUCUAAAACAUGGUUUCAAAAUAUUUUGUUAGAAUUAUACCUGUGAGAAAGUAUUAUUUUGUAAACGUGCGAGAAGUCUUACAUUAAUAUAAAGUUGAUGAAUUGAUUAUUGCUGAAGUUUUUUUGAAUCAUCAAAGCACUUGCUAUACAUAGUAACUGAUAAGUAAAACCCAUCUAGCACUCACUAUCUCUUGUCCAAGCUAUUUCUUACUUCAUUUGUCUUUGAAAUAUUAUAAUUAGUAAAUAUAUUUAUGCUUUGAAAUUGCAUGUUUGUAACAUAAUCUUGUAGAGAUAGUGCCAAAGUGGCUACUCACCACCACAGAUCAAAGAAGUAUGUGCCUAAUUUUAAAAUCCUGAGUUACCAGUAAAUUACACACUUCAGUGUUUAUUGAACAUUUUAACUUAUUUCUUCACAGAAGAGGUUAGCAAGAUGAUUCUUUAAUCAAAUGUCCAAUGGAUUGAUCCCAUAUUGGAGAAGGAAUGUUGAAUAUAAUACCAAUUUUUACUAUGUAUAUAUACAAUGAAAUAUACAAGUCUGUUGUACACAAAAAACCAGAUGUGUUACAAAAAUGUUUGUACUUAAGAUAUGUCUGUGAAUUGAUGACAUCAGUCUGGCUCAGACUCUGACAAAUCAGAGUGCAAGGUGAUGUUCACGAAGAAUAAAAAUACUUUUGUCUAUUGCACAGUUAACAUAUUUUAUUUGCACAGCCUCUAGAACCUCCAAAAUGCAUAUGUACUUUUUGUUUUAAGUAUCCCUAUAUAUCCUUUCUGGUACUUACUCUCAUCUACCAUGAACUAUCACCUAAUCAGCAAUGUAGGGAAAAUAAAUAGUUGAUAACUUUAACAUCAGAUACUGAAUACCAUCUUGAAUGGCACUCUGUAAAAGGUUGUGGCAUGCACACUUUAACUCUCACCCAUGCAUAUAGUUAAACUGCUAAAGUGAAUAAUGGACAUACUGUUAAAGUUAUACAUUUAUUAAUAAAAGAAAGAAUUACCUUUGAAAACACUAGAUGCACAUUAUUUAGUUAUACAUUUCAUUAUUUGCAAAAAAAAAAUUAAAGCUACUUGAAUUCUGCUUUAAGAGAUGCACAGUAGAAAUGAUGUUUCAUUUGAAGAACUAAUGACAAAUGAGAAAAUAACACUGAAUUUUGAUAGUGUUUUCUUUAUUGAAAAUUACAGAAGUGAUUGUUUUAAUCAUAAAGAUUCUGAGGUUAGGAAAAUAAGUGAGGAUGAAAUCUUUGAUUUGAUUUGACCAGCUUUAGCCUGUUGAUUGUUUAUCUUAGGCCCACUGCUCUUGGUGUAGCAAUAACAAAGUGAAUUCUUUUAGUCUGAUGUGUUACUAUAAUUUCACUAUGCAAAAGUUUACUGAUGAUAAUAUAAUGUAACAUUGCGAGUUAAUAGAUAUGUUAUCCAUUUAUUGUAUAAUUGAAGUUACAAAGAUCUGACCAACCACCCAAUGUUUAAACAACUCUUACCAGUUUGCUCAUUGUUUUCCUUAAGUGUAUGUGAAUUCCUCUAAAUAAAGGAAACAUGUUCCUGUACUAAGAAUAUUUGAAUUUUCAACAUUUGUAUUGUGCAAUACAACUAACAGUGAUGAGAUCUCAUUAUAAGAGAACAUUCACUUAUCAUUGUGGGGUUUCUAUGUUGAAUAAUAUAAAUAUAGUAGUAUGUUUUUGUUUUAUUAGCAACUCUAACCAUGGAUAUUUAAUGCAACAAUUUUUUCCUGUGUAAAAUGUGAUAAAUACUUAAAACUGAAUAUUUUUUCACCUGUCCUCAAAUGUGAUAUAGGAGAGUAAUUCUUUGUUUUUCUUUAGUAAAAAACAACUAAAUAGAAUGUAAGGUAUUUUACUCUGAAGUUAUGAUAUUUUGUUAAAAGUAUGUUAUUUCUUGUACUGAUAAGUCAAAACUAGAUCUUUGUGAAUGAAAUAUUUUGUAAUGAAUCUUUUUUGUAUGCCUGUUAAAACUUUUUAUAUAUGUUCAUGAAGUGGUAUUUUUUAAGUGCUCUAUGCAACAUAAAAUUAAAAAAUAUGUUAACUCCAUUUUUAGGUAUAACUUGUUCUAAUAGCAAAUACAAAGACAUUAAGCAGGGUUGACUUGGAAGGAGAAAUAAAUGUUAUUGAAAGUCUGGAAUUUUUCAACCUGUAAUUUCAUAAGUUAUGUCAGGUGAAAGGUUAUUGCUAAAGUUUGUUUCUUUACACAGCUACGCCAGUGUUAGCUGUAUUAAGUGUUUGUAUAGAGGUCUUAAGUUUAUUUUGAAAAGUUGACAUCACAUUUUCUUCCUUACUUGAUCCUGGUACACUUCACCAACUAAUUUGACAGUUGUUCGAAGUAUAAUUUGUACAAUACUUUUUGGGGACAGGGAUAUAUAAAAAUCUCAUACUUCAAUGGCAAAUGUACUAAAAUUACUUUACCUGUAAACAUGUCUUGUUUCUUUACUACUUAUAUGCAUAAAGGUGUUUAUUUAGCUCAUUGAAGGUAAUUCAGAUUGGUCAGUGAUUACUUUUAAUAACGUGUACUUUCUGUGUAAGAAAUAAACAGGAUAGCUAAUUCAUGAAAUGCUUUUGGAAAGUUAUAACCAAUAAACAGUAGAGACAGAGUUAUGGGCGUCCGCAGGGAAGGGAGGGGCAAAGGGGCACCCCCCUCCUGCAAAAUGUGAAACAUAAUUCUUUCUUUAUUCAUUCAGCAUAUGUAUAUGAACUUUUUAUUCACUUCACAAUUUCACACUACAUUGCCCACCCCCCUGAAAAAAUUUCUGUGGACGCCCAUAGAGAGAGUAAUAGGAAUAAAGUAUAUGUGAGCUUAUGUGAUUUUUCGAAAUUGCAACUAAUAAACAGUAGAAGUAAUAAGAAAAUUAUGUACUGAAUUGAAUUUUGGAAACUAUAGCUAAAUCAACACUAUAGAGAAAAAUAGGGGAAAUGCAUGUGAGCCGAAAUUAUUGUGCUAAAUUAAUAAAUUUAUUUAUAGUUACAAAAAGUGACUUAAACAGAACAAAAGUGUUUUUAUUGCCAUUAUAAGUACUAUUUGAAUAAUAUUAGUUUAGAGUAAAAAUAUGUCUUUUAAUGCUUUUAGCCCAACGAACUUGCCCCCACAUGUAAUAUUUAGAAACUAGACACUUACCCCGGUCCCAAGUUCCCCGAGAAGUUUUUCCUUACCAUGCUUUACUAAA